UCUUUCCAAGAAUUUCUAAGCUCUUUCUUUGCUAGCCACUCUCUCCUUACACUGCAUAGCAUUGCCUGUUUCUCUGCCUCUGUCGACCAAUUUACUCUUCAUCAUGCGCUUCGUUUCCAUCUUUUCACUCGCAGCUGGGCUGCUGAGUGCCACCGUUCAGGCCUACGGUAAUCCGGGGGCCUGCUCUGGCCAGUGCUGGAGUCACGACCCUUCCGUUGUCCGUCGCGAUGAUGGCACCUAUUUCCGUUUUGAAACUGGCAGCAAGAUCGGCAUUUGGAAGGCUCCCGAUUUGGUAGGCCCCUGGACCUACCAAGGAGCUGCUUUGCCAUCGGGUAGCAAGAUCAACCUAAAGGGCAAUGAUGAUCUUUGGGCUCCCGAUGUGAACAAAGUUGGCGAUCAGUACAUUCUGUACUACACCGUCUCCUCUUUCGGCGUCCAGAACUCUGCCAUCGGUUAUGCUACCUCCACCACCAUGGAGUUUGGCUCCUGGACUGACCACGGCGCCACCGGGGUUGCUUCUUCAGCCGGCAGCCGUUACAAUGCCAUCGAUGCUCAGCUCGUCAAGUCCGGUAGCAACUACUUUCUGAAUUUCGGCUCCUUUUGGCAGGACAUUUUCCAAGUGCCUCUGAAUGCGGCUGCGACCAAGGCCAACGGUAACCCAUACAACAUCGUUCUGAACACCACUGCCCCUCAGCCCGUCGAGGGUGCCUUCGUCUACGAGCGCAGCGGCACCUUCUGGGCCUUCUUCAGCUCAGGCUCCUGCUGCGGCCUCGACGCCAACCGCCCGACCCCCGGAAACGAGUACAAGAUUUUCGUGUGUCGUGCCUCUUCUGUCAAUGGUCCCUAUACCGACAAGAGCGGCAAGAGCUGCCUGGGCGGCGGUGGCACUCUUCUUCUUCCUUCUCAUAACAAAAUCUAUGCUCCUGGUGGCCAAGGCGUCUUGGUUGAUCCCAAGCGUGGUGCGGUCCUCUACUAUCACUAUUUGAAUACCGACGUUGGCUAUGCCGAUUCUCAGACUCUUUUUGGCUGGAAUGUCAUUUCGUGGUCCGGCGGCUGGCCUUCUGUCUAGGUAGAUACUAGAUACGGAAGGAACUAACGGUCGCGGUAGACGAGUGAUGUUACAUUCUUGUUCAUAUUAUAGCUCCGCAUGUGCUAAGGGGCAUGUACAUACUUUGCGCCCCUGAAUACCACUUUCAUGCUUGAUGGGAGUGUAUGACGCUGGUUACUUAUCAAACCCCCUCCUGUGUAUCCCUACUUAUUACCAAUUGUUACGCUUGCCGAUCCUGAACCUCACUGACCCAGAGUCAAGAUGAAUGACUAGCCCUUUUCUUUUGUCUCAAGGGGCGAUUGCUUAGCGU
Messenger RNA from Colletotrichum acutatum, 1358 nucleotides. RefSeq names its product endo-alpha-1,5-arabinanase. Gene Ontology annotation, biological process: carbohydrate metabolic process. Bases 104 to 1069 code for a protein of 321 amino acids. The record is from RefSeq and is a predicted model, not a curated record. Lineage: Eukaryota; Fungi; Ascomycota; Sordariomycetes; Glomerellales; Glomerellaceae. Gene Ontology annotation, molecular function: arabinan endo-1,5-alpha-L-arabinosidase activity. The transcript has 3 exons.